This is a messenger RNA of Castor canadensis (American beaver), 2074 nucleotides long. The record is from RefSeq and is a predicted model, not a curated record. NCBI's taxonomy places the organism in Eukaryota, Metazoa, Chordata, Mammalia, Rodentia, Castoridae.
AGAUGGUGGGGACUUUGAGGAAGACAGUGGGGACGGUCAUUGGGAGAUGUCACUAAGAGGUUUCUGGGUAUUGGUAAUCUGUUGACCAAAGUGACAUACUUACUUUGAGAUCACUGAAUACGUACUUUUACCUAUGCAUGUUAUACUGCAAUUAUAUUUUUAAUUUUAUCUUUUUUUUUUAAGACAGUUCACUGUGUAGCCCAGGCUGGCCUGAAACUUUUGAUCCUUCUGCCUCAGUCUCCUGAGUUCUGGGAUUACAAGUGCAGAACCACCCAGCUAUGGAAUUCAAAUGAAUUCCUGUUCUGUGUUUCUGGUAGAUAUAAAGAAAGAAAAGCCAUUUUUUCACUCAGAUUUUGAUCAACAAGCCCCAGCAAAGACUAAGCUUAACCAAGCAUCUGAAAUAAUAGUCAUCAGCAGUGAGGAUUCUGAAGAUGAGGCCCCAAAGUCCAUCACCUCAGUACCAAGCAGGCCUGAAAUGAAUAACCAUGAUCUGUCAAAAUUAAGUGGAGGAGAAGAGGCCCAAGAAGCCACUUGCUCACGAAGCCGGAUUACAUCAGAGUCCACAGAUUUCAGAACAUCUCCUGUUUUCAGAAAAAGGGCUAGGAAAAGUGUGAGCGGACAUGUCUUCGACACUUCAGAAUCCAGUGAUGAGGAAUUACUUCCAGUGACUUGGAUCUCAGCAUCGAAGAGUUCUCUGGAUAGUGGGAAAGUAUCUGAUUUGAGGACACAGAAUUGGAAAACAUGCUUCAGCAGUAGUGACUUUUCAGAAUGGAGCCGUAGAGAAGAGCUUCCUGAAGUCCUGAGAAGGGGAUCAGCAGAUCCACAAGGACCAGCACAUAAGAAGUGUUCCUGUGUCAUGUGUUUCCCAAAAGGUGUUCCAAGAAGUCAAGAAGCAAGGAUGGAAAGUAGCCAAGCAUCUUUCAUAAGGGAUACCAUGGAUGUUGGAAAGAAUUCUACUUUGAGCAAAGACAGUAAGAAAAGAAGUUCUCUGCAGAUCUCAUUACGAAGGAAAGGCUGCUUCCCAGGAGGAAAUGUACAGAUGGUCAGAGACAGUGGCCCUGCUGGCCUCACAGGGGGAAAAGGAGGCAUAAAUAGAAUUCUGAGCAAAGGAAUACCAAAAAUACUAAAGAAAAGAGGUUGGCCAAAAGGUAAGAAAAAAAGAUACAUACAUUUUCAACAAACAUCUGAAUUUUCAUGCUUUAUUUUGUGCUUCAGUAACAAACUAUUUCCCUAAUUGCCUCUUGUGGCUGUACUGUUAAGAAAUAUAUCUGAUUUUGUCAGUUUCUAAAAUGUGUCAGAGGAGGAAAGGAAAGGCGGUAGCACAACAAACGAGUAACUUUGUGAUGAGUCAUCACCAGAUCCCAAACCCAAGGGCCCUGCCUCGAUGUUUCUGUUGAGCUUUUGUGGCUAGAAAUAGCUGUGGAAACAAACACAAAACAAAACAAACUGUGUGGACUUGAGUCUGUCACUUCACAGCUUCUACCUCAGUUUAUUCAUCUGUAAAGUAAAAUAACAUGAGUCAGACUGACUGCUCUCCAAGGUCUAUCCCAGCCUCAUACAUGGCUUCACACUCUCUGAACUGCCCCUGACUCCAUAAGGACUAUGGACAGCCUCCUCCCUGCUCACCCACCUCCUCCCACCUGGUGAACAUGGAGCCCCUCUGGAGCAUCUUCCAUGGUUCGUGGCUGGAAGGAUAGAACAGCAGCUCAUCAUUCUAAGUCCUUGACAUCUGUAUCUCCUGCUCAGAUGCUCAGUCCCUUUACUCCUGCCCCAUUGUCACCCUGUCUCUACUAGUCACUCACUCAAAUUUAUAGACAAAUUCAUCCAAAAUAAACAUAUAUAUGUAUAUACAUAUAUACACACCUUUAUAAUGCUAUUAAUAUGCUGCAAAGCAGUGUAUUUUACUACCUUUCCAUAGUUGAUAGUUGACUAACUUGCUUUGAAAUUAAGACAUUGACGGUCCUUGUAGAAGGUCCACACCCUGCUGCAGUUACCUUGGGCAGAGUAUCUCUCAGAAGCCCCCAGUUCAGCUUGCAUCUACAGUCUCCACCAGGCCAUGGGAGUCAUGUCUCUU